Ostreococcus lucimarinus CCE9901 is the source of this 1513-nucleotide messenger RNA. RefSeq lists its product with no specific name. The coding region runs from base 192 to 1508 and encodes 438 amino acids. The record is from RefSeq and is a predicted model, not a curated record. The transcript has a single exon. Lineage: Eukaryota; Viridiplantae; Chlorophyta; Mamiellophyceae; Mamiellales; Bathycoccaceae.
GGCGCGCGGCGCGAGCGGGCGCGUCGAUCGACGACGGCAUGGCGGAACGCGCGCCGUUACUGAUCGCGCGCGACGUCGAGGCGGCGGUGUCGACGCGCGAGGGCGCGCGCGCGACGCGCGAGGGCGCGGGCGAGGGUGUUGGGGCGACGGACGAGGAUGACGGGUGGUUGGCGCGCGCGAGGGGCGCGAUGAUGGACGCGACGACGCGACGGGGAUCCGUGGGGCGUCUCUCGAGCGCGUUGGCGCUCGUCGGUGCGCUCGCCGCGCUGGCGUGCGUCGCGGGACUCGGAGGCGAUCGCGGCGUCGCCGCGCGCGCGGGGCUGGGAAGCCAUCACGGGCACAAGAAGGAAAUACUCGAAGGCUCGACGAAGAAUUGCGUGAACGCGGCGGCGGAUAACGCGGCGGGGACGUUUCAGAUGGAGACGUCGAAGUGCGAGGAUUUGUCGACGCCGGGGUGCGUCGGACAUCGAUCGAUGUGUCGAUUUUGCCAGACGCACAUGGCGACGAAUCGAAACCACGACUGGCCGGUGUGCCCGGCGACGGUGUGCGCGGAGAACGACGUGCACGGGUGCAAGUCGGAGUCGGGGAAAAAGAUGACUAAACGGGAGUUGGCGUGGGAUAUCUUGCGCCAGCACGUGCUCGAUCACAAUAGCAUGGUGGCGGGCAUCAAGAUUGGAAAGUGCCACGGCAAUUCGCAGGAUCACGGCUUGGGGCGGUAUCAAUACAGCGACUCGCAGUGUUUACGGUCGGGCUUGCCCGGUUGUCUCGGUGCGGGCGCAGCGUGCCGCUUUUGUAACGUGAAGAACGCGAAGAAGGCCGGUAAUGAGUGGCCCACGUGUCCGAUGGCGGUGUGCGACAAGUACGACGUGAAGUCAAAGUAUUGCGCAAAGCUCACGCAAUACCACGUGCCGCCGGAAACGCCCCCAAAGGAUUGGGAUGAGAAAUCUUUACCCGAUACGAUGUCCGUCGAACUCGACGAAGACGACGAAGAUGCAGAUUCGUUGAAGUUGAAGUCUGUGAAGUCGCACCAUCAACACAAACACAAGCAUAGCGAAGAUGACGAUGACGAUGACGAUGACGAUAUCGAUGCCAAGCCCGUCUCAAAGCACUCAAAGCAUAGCGACAGUGCCGGCUUAGGUGAAGACGAAGGUGAAGACGAUGACGAGUACUACUCCAAAGAAAGUACUAUACCGGUGGAGGCGGACGACGACGACGACGACGACGACGACGAUGAGGAAGAUGAGGAAGAUUACGAAGAUGACGAGGACGAGGACGAGGACGAGGACAAAUCGCACGUCAAAAAGCAUCAUCAUCAUCAUUCCAAGGUCAAGUUAGGUAACCAGGCUGCGCUAGACGACCAGGCCAUAGUACAUACCCACAAGAAUGAGCAAUCGGUGAAGCAGACGCAUGCGGCGUCUGACCUCGACUCUUUGGUUUUUGAAGAGAUUGACGUCGAAGCGAUCUCUUCCGAACGCGGUAAAAAGAGAUCAUCGCGAGGGACAGAGUAGUAUUU